AUGAAAACAGGGAUUCUUGAAGUACUUCUUGUUAAUGCUAAAGGCAUUACACACACAAAUCUUGUUGGAACACCUUCCUACUAUGUGGUCAUUGAGUGUGGGACUCAAUCUCAAAGAAGCAAAGUUUCAUCAGGCAAACAUCAGAAACCAUGGUGGAAUGAGAAGUUCAUAUUUGAUUUCUCAUUGUGUGAUGAUUGCACGAACUCAACCCACAUUAAGUGUAGAAUCAUGGACACACAACUCUUCAGAGAUGGUGGAUUUGUUGGUGAAGCCAAGAUUUAUAUAGGUGGAAUAAUCAGUGAGGGAACUGACCAGGGAUGUAUAGAAAUAAAACCAGCAGCAUAUAGUGUGGUCCUUGAAGAUAACACCUACAGAGGACAGAUAAAGAUUGGAUUUAAAUUCAUAGCAAAUAAAGAAAAGCAUGUCAUGAGGAAACGUGGGUUCAUUGCCAAGGAAACAGAACCAAGCCAUUCAAUUUGUGGAACCAUUUGGAGAAUAUCAUGGUGGAAAAUAAGAUUAAGAGUGAAAGACAUUGUUAAGCUUUUGGACUCUGAUUAUCUGAUCUGUUUUUCACUUUUGAUUUUUGGGUCAUUCACGCAUGAAUGA
Lotus japonicus is the source of this 606-nucleotide messenger RNA. Its product is annotated as elicitor-responsive protein 3-like. Lineage: Eukaryota; Viridiplantae; Streptophyta; Magnoliopsida; Fabales; Fabaceae. The transcript has 6 exons. The coding region runs from base 1 to 606 and encodes 201 amino acids. The record is from RefSeq and is a predicted model, not a curated record.